This is a messenger RNA of Egretta garzetta (little egret), 6566 nucleotides long. RefSeq names its product protein tyrosine phosphatase receptor type J (gene PTPRJ). Gene Ontology annotation, molecular function: protein tyrosine phosphatase activity; cadherin binding. Lineage: Eukaryota; Metazoa; Chordata; Aves; Pelecaniformes; Ardeidae. Gene Ontology annotation, biological process: angiogenesis; protein dephosphorylation. Bases 1 to 3672 code for a protein of 1223 amino acids. The transcript has 24 exons. The record is from RefSeq and is a predicted model, not a curated record.
AUGACCGAUAAGGUCAGAUGUACAGUUGUCUGCACUGAGGAUUGCAGUUCAAAAAAUGUAACUGCUGAACCAGGAACCAGUAGUAAUGAUAAUUUAUCAGUAAACUUUACAAGUGAAAACAAAACCUAUGGAGGUGGAAGACCGUCCAGGGAUGUGUCAGUAUCUGACAGUGCAGGAAGUGAUCAGAACAGUGUAACACAACCCAGACCAAUCUAUGGUCUCAAGGCAGAAUAUGUUGGUAUGACUUCUGUCAACUUAACGUGGAAGGUGAAUGACAGUGCUUCCAGCUCCUACACAUACAGGAUAGAGGUAACCAUUGCCAAUGGUACCUCUAUUAGUAACGUGACGUCCAAUGUCACUGCAGCUGAAAUUACUGAGUUAAUCCCUGGGACACUGUAUAAAUUCACAGUAUUUGCAGUAGUGAAUGACAGUGAGACGGAAGAAGGGGAGCCCAUACAUCUGUAUACAAAGCCCAGCCCAGUCCAUGAUCUCAAGGCAGAAUAUGUUGGUGCUGAGAAAGUCAACUUAACAUGGAGAGUGAGUGAUGCUGCUUCCAGCUCCUACACGUACAGGAUAGAGGUAGCCAUUGUAAAUGGUACCUUUGAUAGGAACCUGACGUCCGAUGUCACUGCAGCUGAAAUUACCAAUUUAAUCCCUGGGACGCGGUAUAAGUUCACAGUAUUUGCAGUUGCAGCUGAUAAUAAGACAGAAGGAGAAGGACUGCCCGUACACCUGUAUACAGAGCCCAGCCGAGUUCUUGAUGCCAAGGCAGAAUAUGUUGGUGUGACUUCUGUCAACUUAACAUGGGUGGUGAAUGACACUGCUUCCGGCUCCUACACGUACAGGAUAGAGGUUGUAAAUGAUACCUCUAUUAGGAACCUGAGGUCUGGUGUCACCGAAACCGAAAUUACCGAUUUAAUCCCUGGGACGCGGUAUAAUUUCACAGUAUUUGCAGUAGCAGCUGAUAAUAAGACAGAAGGAGAAGGAUUUCCCAUAAGCCUGUGUACAAAGCCCAGCCAAGUUCUUGAUGCCAAGGCAGAAUAUGUUGGUGUGACUUCUGUCAACUUAACAUGGGUGGUGAAUGACACUGCUUCCGGCUCCUACACGUACAGGAUAGAGGUUGUAAAUGAUACCUCUAUUAGGAACCUGAGGUCUGGUGUCACCGAAACCGAAAUUACCGAUUUAAUCCCUGGGACGCGGUAUAAUUUCACAGUAUUUGCAGUAGCAGCUGAUAAUAAGACAGAAGGAGAAGGAUUUCCCAUAAGCUUGUGUACAAAGCCCAGCCCAGUCCAUGAUCUCAAGGCAGAAUAUGUUGGUGCUGAGAAAGUCAACUUAACAUGGAGAGUGAGUGAUGCUGCUUCCAGCUCCUACACGUACAGGAUAGAGGUAGCCAUUGUAAAUGGUACCUUUGAUAGGAACCUGACGUCCGAUGUCACUGCAGCUGAAAUUACCAAUUUAAUCCCUGGGACGCGGUAUAAGUUCACAGUAUUUGCAGUUGCAGCUGAUAAUAAGACAGAAGGAGAAGGACUGCCCGUACACCUGUAUACAGAGCCCAGCCGAGUUCUUGAUGCCAAGGCAGAAUAUGUUGGUGUGACUUCUGUCAACUUAACAUGGGUGGUGAAUGACACUGCUUCCGGCUCCUACACGUACAGGAUAGAGGUUGUAAAUGAUACCUCUAUUAGGAACCUGAGGUCUGGUGUCACCGAAACCGAAAUUACCGAUUUAAUCCCUGGGACGCGGUAUAAUUUCACAGUAUUUGCAGUAGCAGCUGAUAAUAAGACAGAAGGAGAAGGAUUUCCCAUAAGCCUGUGUACAAUUCCUGCCUUAGUGAACUCAUUUCAGUGUGAACCAGUGGCCAAGAAAUCUUUCCUAAUGCUUAAGUGGGAAUGUCCUUCUGGUAAAAAUUCUGGCUUCAAAAUUAAAAUAAGUAAUAAUGUAUGGGAAAAAGAAGAACUGGCUCGACCCUGCAUGACAGAAGGCUCAGAGGAAACCUUCAGAACAGCACCUUUAGAUUAUUUCAGCACCUAUACUAUUACUAUUGCAACUCUUUCAAAUAGUUUUGAAAGCACUGCAGUGCAGCAAACAUGUAAUACGAGCAUUACUGACCCACCUGCUCCAAGCAAAGCUCCUUUAGUCAAGGCAGUCGGUCACAGCUCGUUGUCUGUCGAAUUCUCUGAUUUUGAGUCAGUGAAUGGACCAUUAAAAGCCUAUGCAGUAAUGAUCACAACAGAAGAACAUGGUUGUGAGUCUUUGAAAUCUGAACUGAACAACACAUACAAAGAUUUCCAGAAGAAGACGACGGUCAGCUAUGUAACAUACGUUAUAGAUACACAGCAGGCAAAAUCACCUUCUUUCCAUUCUCAGAAUGGUACAAACAUUGUUAACGUAGGCAAGGGAAACUCAAUGUAUGGCUACGAAAACGGACCAUUGAUUCCACUUCAUUCAUACAGGGCAAGUGUUGCAGGUUUCACUAAUAUAACCUUUACCACGACCAACAUCAUUAUGGGGGAAGAUAGUUAUGUAUCAUUUUCACCCUGUUCUGAGGCAGUUUUGCUACCCCAGGAUCCAGGUGUUAUUGCUGGAGCUGUUAUUGGGUGCCUUUUAGCUAUAUUGGCUGUAGUCGCUAUAGGGGGUUUCAUAUUCUGGAGAAGGAGAAGGAAAGAUAAAAGAAAUACUGAAGUGUCCUUUUCUCCAAUUAAAGUCAAGAAAUCAAAAAUGAUUAAAGUGGAGAACUUUGAGUCCUACUUUAAGAAGCAGCAAGCUGACUCCAACUGUGGUUUUGCUGAAGAGUAUGAGGAACUUAAGUCUGCUGGUGUUCAUCAGCCCAAAUUUGCUGCUGAACUUGCCGAGAACAGGGGAAAAAAUAGAUACAACAAUGUCCUACCAUAUGACAUUUCUCGUGUUAAACUUUCAGAUCAAAGCUCUGCAACUGGUGAUUAUAUUAAUGCAAACUAUAUGCCUGGCUAUAGCUCAAAGAAGGCAUUUAUUGCUGCACAGGGUCCUUUACCCAAUACUAUAGAUGACUUCUGGCGCAUGAUUUGGGAGAAGAAUAUCUACUCUGUUGUUAUGUUGACAAAAUGUGUUGAACAAGCCCGGACAAAAUGUGAGCAAUACUGGCCAGACAAACAAUCCAAGAGCUAUAGUGACAUUACUGUGACAAUGGUCUCAGAGAUUGUCCUUCCGGAAUGGACAAUAAGGGACUUCACUGUAGAAAAGGCUGACACACCAGAGAGCCACACAGUGCGCCAGUUCCAUUUCACCUCCUGGCCAGAUCAUGGAGUGCCGGAGACAACGGACCUUCUCAUCAACUUCAGACACCUUGUGCAUGAGUACAGCAGUCAAAAUCCAAUCGACUCUCCUACUCUGGUGCACUGCAGUGCUGGGGUUGGGAGGACGGGGACGUUCAUCGCUAUCGACCGCCUGAUUCAGCAGAUCGAAAUGGAGAAUACCGUGGAUGUGUAUGGAGUGGUAUAUGAUCUUCGCAUGCACCGGCCUUUAAUGGUGCAAACUGAGGACCAGUACGUCUUCCUAAACCAAUGUGUUAUGGAUAUUAUUAGAUCCCAGAAAGACAAGAAAACCGAUCUUAUUUACCAAAACAUGACAGCAAUGGCAAUCUAUGAAAACUUCACACCUGGGCCAGGCUUCGGGAAGGCCAAUGGCUACCACGCAUAAUCUGGAAGGAACGCGGUGUCUCCAGGAGGUGUUAUCUGCGCAUAGGAAAGGGAGAUGUUCUACUCGUGUUCCGGGAUUUUGUGCAGCGUCUCACGUCUGGCUUCUCCAGUUCUGUCUGCAUUUGAAGGUGUGAUCUACAGGAGGAAAAAUAUAAUGCUGGCAGGAGCUGCAGAUUGGUAUUAAAAAAACCCCAACAAAACCCAAACCACAAAAACCCAAGCAAAACUAUUGAAAGUUAACAGAGGGAUCUUGCUUUUUCUUGGGAAUUUAACAGUGCCGAUAGGUGAAAUAGCAUUUGCAGUAUGAACAGCGAACUAGAAUUUAAAUAUUAAAAUAAUAACACAAGCUUUUUAUUACAAUUUUAUAAGAUUUCAUUUACAGACACCAGGCUUGUGGGCUGUUUUAAUAUAUUUAAUUAUAAGUUUCAGGAACAUAUUUUAUCUACUGUAUCUGGUUACUUAGCUAAUAGAUAUGUGCCUCUGUGAUUUUUUUUUUUUUUUUUUUCUGUGUUCCUUUUUAUUUAAAAAAGGAGUACAAGCAGCUCCUUCAAAUGGACAUUUAUACUUGGAAAGCGUGCCUUUUCUAGUUGCUAUUCUAGAAAAAAAAAAACAGCAGAGAUUCUAUUUUUGUACUGAAACUCUUAAUGAAAACACAGAUUUUUAAAUAAGGCUUAUGUCAAACUUAACUGUAGUUGCACUGUUGUUGGCAGGACUCUCCAGAAGUGUGGAGGUGAGCUUCGUUUUUGCAUUUCACCACAAAUAUCCCCUGCCUUAAUGUUUCGGUGCCUCUGCUAGAGGAAAAGGAGUGUGGUCUGUCACUCCGGGCUUUAACUAUAGUAAAAAACCUGAGCAAGUGAAUAUGUGAUUGUGUGCGCGGGGGUGUGUGUGGGUGUGUAUGAAGGACAGAAUAGCUCCUCCCUGUUCCUGGCUGAUAUUCCUGUUUUUAUACAAUUUAUAAUGAUUUAUUUAAAGGUGCAAUAUAUGAUUUACUGAAUAAUGAUUACUCUAUUCUAAUAGAGUUUUACUCAGGUUGGUGUCUUUAUCAUUGUUGUUGUUUUUCCUCAGAUAUAUAAAUCUGUGAAAAUGUCGAACUAAGGUUCCAAGUGUCCACGCACUCCCAAACAGAUUGACUGGCUUUACUGUUUCUACCAAAACAUAUUGCACAAAAUUCUGCUGUAAAGACCAAUUUCUUGGUUGUUUUAGCCAUUCAAAACUGAGACACAUCUUACCUGCUUGCAUCUCGUUGAUCUAAUGUAAUUGUUUUACAAUUAUUUGCAAUAUACUGCUGCUGUUGUUUUAACUGGUCCUUUUAAAAACAGAAGCAGCAAGCAGAAAACCCCUAGUUGCUGAUUUUACAAGUCAGGGAUUAGACUGGACUUAUUUUGCUGGUACAUAACUGUUAGACUUACGGAGGCAUUACCAAUGAAGGGCUUCUUAAGUAGCGGGGGUGGGGUGGAGGGGUGUGUGUUUUUUGGUCUUCGGAUCAUUGCACUGGUUGCAUUGCAGAGGAGUAUGAAGUUUAUGAAUAAUGCUAUAGAAUAGCUAUAAAGUGCUGAAAAUCUUAUGAAGGUUUAAUAACCAGAGUUCCUGGAAUUCUGCUGCUUUUGGGAGGGUUGGGGGGGUGGUUUUUAUUUGUUUUAGCAGAGUUGUCAAAAAAGCUAAAGAUCCUAGGAGUAUAUGUGGAACAGUGGAACCUGGCGACCUCGCAGAAACCACUGUCAACUGAAGGAAAAUGUAGGAAUUCCUGAUGCACAACAGUAACUUUACAGAUAUCCAGAGGAAUUUUUUGCAACCUGGUGUGAAAUUGUGGUGUGCUGUGUCAUCAAAACUGGAGGACAAACCACAGCGCGCUUUUUUUUUUUGUAGCAGCCACUUGUGUGUUCUUGAAUAUUUUUUUUUUUUUUCUUGCUUUCUCUGGAAUACUUUAAGAUAAAUAAAUAAUUAAACCCCCCUGUUAAUGAUCCCACCCAAGUCCAUCCAAACUGGCAGUCCACAUAGUGGAUCUCUUGCCCGAUGUUCUUCCUAAGCUGCUGUCAGAUGACAAACAAAGAUAACCACUUGGACCAAACAGGACCAUUCCAAAGGAACUGGGAGGGAGAAAAGUCUGCCCCUUACAGUCACGUUAUUUUUCUUCUCUCUUAAUCUUUUAAUUACUGCACAUCUGUGCAGAGCACAGAGCCAGUAUUCAUUAUUCCAGGUCUCCCAAAAACUUGCUGCCUUACGGUGGCGAAUGCUCUCUCGCUUCAGAAGGCCCUUGUUCUGUGCCGCACAGAAGAGAGGGACGUGAAUCUUCUAUGCUAGAUCCAUGUGUUUGCAUUGUACGACAGCAGCACAGCAGAAACUGGCCAGAAUGGUGUGUUUCUGCCUACCUGCUGCCCAGAUGCUCUUGCAGAAAACAAAUGUAUCUGUCCCAUUGUUGUGAUGUUGGAAGCAGGCGCCAAAUUCUCACUCGUGUCAUCAUCUAAUGAGUAUCCAUUUUCAGUACAGCUCUAUGCAUGUGUUUUCCCCAAAGUGACUCAUUGUGAGAAGAGACUGAAGUUUGAAGUAAAUGACCUGCUAAUCCCAGGUAUAGGUGGAAAAAGCUGGUAAGGUGUAAAAUGUUGUAAACAUGAUGUUGGCCGUAGUGUCGAUGUGAGUCGGACAUACCUCGCAGGGUAUCUCUGCAGGAGGAGGAGGAGGAUUGCAGGUAAUGCUCUGCUACCUUCUGGGUCUGUCUUGGUCAAGGUGACUUGAAUUCCUGCAGAUAAUUCUUCCCUGCCUUCUGAUGUUACAAUUGCCGAGAUCUGUCUCUUUGGUCAGUGUUUUCUCUCAUCGUCGCUUACCUAAAGCUUUCCCCUUCUCGGGCUGAAAGCUGUGUCGCAAUUACAUCUGCAAUUCUACAUCUGCAUCUACAUU